CUACACGGGUGGUCCUAACAUUUUAGAUCUAACCUUUGACGCUUUAUUAUUCAUUUUCGCAUAUUAAAGGUAUAUCCUCUGCAACGACAAGCUGUGAUUUAGUUAAUGCAUCGCCGACAAGCCGUCUAAUUGGAGCUGGCAGAAGGUCGUGUUUGGACGAUAGGUCGUUCUCUUAACAAGACAGCAGGCACGUGAGACGUGUACUGGAGGAGUGAGCGCAAAGGAUAAUUUUCUGACGUGGAGACUUCGAGAGAAAAAAGCAAACACCAAGGCAUUUGCCAAUUGUCGUUCUCUCAGACAAACCUCUGCAACCAACACAAUUGGCUCGCCACCAGAAAAGAGAAAAACCCAUACAAAUGAACAAAGAGAAAGAGAGGGAGGAAAUAACUCAAACGCCCGUCGACAAUGGUCUACCUUGGGUCUCCUUAGACAUAUCUUUUCCCUUUUCACCUACCUUCAUUUUCUUACUCCCGGAAGAAAACCAGAUUUCCUUUCCUUUCAUUCCAUUGCUCCAUAGCGGACAAAGCAAAGCAAAGCAAAUCUCCCAUCAAGCUGGUAUACCUAGAAGCAGUCUAGAGGAUGGGAAUCAGCUUCAAAUAUUGGGAUGAGUGUGUUGAACCCCAGGACAUGGAAGCAAUGUGGCGGGAACCUGAAGUGCUUACUGAAUGGUUAGAUGCUGGAGAGACUAAAGGACAGAAAGUUCACCUUUCACGGGAUCCAGAUGGACAGCCUUAUUUGACACAGACCGAGAUGAAGGCUGUAGCUGAAAUUAUUGUCCGCAGACAUUUUGACUCGCAGAUCCUUCCGGCUAUGCUCUGUGCUAUUGCUGAACUAGCAAGUGACAGGCAGCUGCUUGCUACAAGAUACGACAAAAAAACUAAGCAGACCACCGUUGGAAUCAUGCAACUUUUACCAGCAACGAUGGAGUGGCUUAUCAGAGAUUUGGGCUACCGGGUAUAUAAAGGAGAAGGAAAUCCAGAUAUUCUUUAUAGGCCUUUUGUAAGUGUAUAUUUUGGGGCUGCUUACCUUCAAUGGUUAUCAAAUUUUGAGCGACAAGAAAGAAGUGAAGAGUUUGUAGUUAGGGCAUAUAAAGGUGGUAUAGAGAAGGCAAAUCAUAAGUCAACUUUGCAGCAUUGGAAACGAUACCUUUCAGUUAAAGAAAGUCUUCCAUCCAGAAGAUUUGUUGAUGAUGGUCCUUCAGUAGAUAAUUCUUGUGUUUCUGUUGCAUCGGCUGUACCUAUUUCUGCUUCACAUAAUAUAGCAGCAUCUUCUUCACAAAAGACAGGUGGUGAUUAUGUAUAUUGGGACUCUAGAGCUUCUCCAGAGGACAUGCAAGAAAUGUGGAAUAAUUCUGAUGUUGCUAGAGAGUGGAUAAAAUCUGGAGAAAAACGUGGAAAGGUGCGCUUUUCACUUGAUAAGGACAAGAGGCUGUAUCUUUCCCGGGUAGAAGUGAAGGCAGUUGCUCAAACAAUUCUUUCAAAGCACUUUAGCACAAGAGGAGUUAAACCAUCAGUCCUCUGUGCUCUUGCUGAGAUGGUUAGUUUUCGAUUUGUGAAUGGUGUUGGACCUCAAAUUGGACUAAUGGGAAUUGACUACUCCACAGCUUUCUGGCUUUACAUGGAAUUGGGUUAUAGGGCUUACAGAGUUGAUUCUGUUGAUGAUCUAACAAAGCCAUUUGUGUCCAUGUACUUUGGUGCGGCUUAUUUGGCAUACCUAUCCGAAUAUGAAGGAAGACAGGGAAAGAACUCCACAAUUUGUUGUUCAGGCUUAUCUUGCUGGGCCAAAGAAUGUGAAUCUUCAGGAGACUGGUCCCUUUUGGCUUAAAUUUGAGGAAGCUUUGAGCAAUUACGAAGAUAUAAAGAAGGAUCCAGGAAGCUGCACCAUUUUGUAAGGUGUAAAAUAACACCACCUCAACACCAUCCGUCCAUCAAGUGGUGGUGGGUGAUUGAUUAUAGGCAGUACCCUCAGUGUUCUGGCUUCUCAUGUCAACGAUAGUUGUCAUAUACCUUUAAAUAAAUAAUUGUAGUUGAGGAUUAUGAGCUUUUCAUCUUAGAAGAAUAAACAAUUUUUUGGACAAAGCAGGGAAUUCAAUGUCAAUCAGUAUUUCUUUUGCUUGUAUUUUGUUAACUUUUAUUUUAAAAAUUUAUGUAAAUCAACAACAUUCAGGAACAUAUACUUAUGUGGUAUAUAUUUUUUUUUAAGAUGCA
This is a messenger RNA of Jatropha curcas, 2207 nucleotides long. Its product is annotated as transglycosylase. The record is from RefSeq and is a predicted model, not a curated record. NCBI's taxonomy places the organism in Eukaryota, Viridiplantae, Streptophyta, Magnoliopsida, Malpighiales, Euphorbiaceae.